Molecule: messenger RNA, 1413 nt
Organism: Penicillium crustosum
Lineage: Eukaryota; Fungi; Ascomycota; Eurotiomycetes; Eurotiales; Aspergillaceae
Exons: 7
Coding region: 1-1413 (470 amino acids)
Biological process (GO): secondary metabolite biosynthetic process
Molecular function (GO): FAD binding; monooxygenase activity
Source: RefSeq, a predicted model, not a curated record
AUGGUGUCCAAUGGUCAGGCCGAUGGCCAUGUUUCUCAGGCAUCCUUGAAAGUGAGUUUCUCAUCCCAUAAUGGCAAUACUCCAACAUAUCCCAGCAACUGCCUUGAAUUUUUAAAUGAUCCAUUGGCAGGUGAAAAGACCAUCCCUGCGAAGGUCCACUUAAACAUUAUCGUCGUCGGCGCUGGACUCGGCGGACUAGCAACAGCCAUCGCUCUCGCAAGUUCCGGCCACACCGUGACUGUUUACGAGCAAGCACAAAAGCUUGGAGAAGUCGGAGCUGAUAUCCAAAUACCAUCUAACUCAACUCGCCUCCUGAGCAGGCUCGGCCUAGACCCAUACUUGAAAGAGUAUGUGACGGAGCCUGAAUCAAUUUCUUUCCGACGGUGGCAAUCAGGAGAUGUCAUCGGGCUCACAAGACUUAUCCCGAACUUCCGAGAACAGUUCGGCGCGCCGUACUAUGUGAUUCACCGUGCGAACUUCCAUUCUGCGCUGCAUAAACGUGCCCUGGACCUGGGUGUCACAGUCAAGGUUGCUUCGCGGGUUGUGGGAUAUAAUAUCGAGGGACCAAGUAUCGUUCUUGGGAAUGGUGAAACUGUUUCGGCUGAUUUGGUCGUUGCCGCAGACGGUGUCAAGUCGGUUGCUCGUGGAACUCUCGAUCAGAGUGGCAAACCCACUUUCCAAAAGACUGGAUUUGCGGCGUACCGAGCUACUGUGGACGUGGAGCGCAUAAAGGAAGACCCGGAGCUUUCUUGGCUAUUGGAAAAGCCGGCUCUCAAUAUCUGGAUUGGUGAUCAGCGGCAUGUAAUGACAUACACCAUCGGAGCCGGAAAGUCUUUCAAUAUGGUUCUUUCUCAUCCAGAUGACAGCGAUCCCUCAACAUGGGAUCAGCAAAAUACUCUUAGUGAGAUGAGAUGCGAGUUCCAAGGAUGGGACAGCCGACUCGAGAAGAUUAUUGGACUCAUCGAAAAGACCAUCAAAUGGCCACUGAUCAGUGGAGUCCCUUUAUCUCGCUGGGUGAAUGGCAAGGUGUUGAUACUAGGAGACGCAGCACAUGCAAUGCUACCUUACAUGUCACAGGGUGCAGCUAUGGCUGUCGAAGAUGGCGCAGCACUAGCACGAUCUCUGUCCAAAAUCGAGGACGCCACCGACAUCCCGAAAGCAUUGAGUAUUUUCGAAAAGGUCCGCAUCGAGCGAGCUGGAAUGAUGCAGGAGGCGAGUCUUCUGAAUGGAAAGCUGUGGCAUUUCGCCGACGGACCGCUUCAGGAAGCCCGUGAUGCCGCUAUGAAGCCCGAGAUUCUGGGUUUGCCUUUCAGCCAUAGUCCUAAUCAGUGGAGUGAUCCGGCGACUCAGAUGUGGUGUUAUGGAUAUGAUGCCGAGCAAGAGAUUGAUCAGGCUUGGAAGUUAGAAUUGUAA